AUGACAGCUUGCAUGACCUGUGGCUCAAGUCUUCCCAGUUUGCACCUCUCUUGUGCUGCAUUCCUCAGGUAUUUUGCCGCCAUGGCUGAGGAGGAAGGGCAGGAAGUCAUUUUCACCGAAAACACCGCGCCGGACAGAGAGAUUUGGGAUGAGAAGGGUGGUCUGAUCAAGAAAGGUGCAGCUGAAAUUGCUGAGCGCGAUCAGGAUCAUGUGCCUGAAGUCAAGGUUUUGACCACUCUAGGCAUGUUCGCCGUGCCCGUGACUGCAGAGACCACAGUGGGUGAGAUCCGUCAAAAAGUGCAGGAGUGGAAGCCGGAGUAUUCCUUGGAGCAAAUUGAGCUCGUUUGCAAAGACAAAGAUGCAUGGGGGCCUCUCUUCAACAAGACCUCCCGCCCAAGGGAUGAUGAUGAGACAGUCGAGUCAUUGUGGAGCGAUUGGGACAUUCCCCGCCGUAUGAUGCAGGUUGCUCUCUGGAUCAAGGAGAAGAAUGAGGAGACAGGUGAGUGGGAGAGUACCUUUUGGAAAAUGUUGGAGGAGAGCAAAUGUGAUGACUGGAGCUUCCAAGGUCACACCAUUUGA
Cladocopium goreaui is the source of this 579-nucleotide messenger RNA. The record is from the annotation of a GenBank genome assembly. Lineage: Eukaryota; Dinophyceae; Suessiales; Symbiodiniaceae.